AUGCAGGAAUACAGAUACUCGGAACACACGCCGAUACGCCAUGGCUGCAUCCGUCUCCUCAAGCUUUUACCGGGACAUCGUGGGACAGAUCUCGAAGCCAACCUCGAGAUCCGAUGGAUACGUCAAAGUCGAGGAAGCCUAGAUGAGAAUGCCGUCAAGGAUCCUGAGCCUUAUGAGGCCCUCUCGUACCACCGGGGGCAUAAGGACAACGCCACCAAGUUUAUUAAGAUAUUGGCAUGGAGUCAGUCGUAUUUCAUACGCAUCAAAACAAACCUGGAUUGCGCACUCCGGCACCUUCGCGAUGAGCGAGAGCCGAGAUUCUUCUGGGUCGAUGCACUAUGCAUCAAUCAGGCUGAUGACGAUGAGAAGACAGUCCAGAUCUUGCAGAUGUCACUGAUAUACAGCAGGGCUAAAAGUGUGGCUAUGCGGCGACCUUGGUUCAACCGACGAUGGAUCAUCCAAGAGAUCGCCCUUGCUAAAGAGGCCACCCGAUACUGCGGAGAAGAUGUCUCUUGGAGAGAUUUCGCGGAUGUGAUAUCGUUGUUCGCCUACAAGAAGUACGAAUUGCGGCAGCUGUUCAGGGAGUCAGCCGCGCACCGCAAUCAUCCUGACUACCUCGGCGAUCUCAGUGAACUUGGUGCGGUGAGGUUAGUAUUUGCCUCCGACAAUCUCUUUCGAAAGUCGGAGCAAGGCAAGAUCAUGGAGCAUCUCUUCUCACUCGAAGCAGUGAUGUCCUCAAUGUCCGCAUUUGAGGCUUCGGAUCCGCACGACAUACUGUAUGCGGUCCUUUGGCUGGCCAACGAUGCACAUCCCGUGGCCAAGAACGCAACACAGGUCAUGGGCCUAAGGCCUCGAAAUCCUCCCCCAUCUGCAGUAACUUCGCCAACCGGAUCUCCUACACAAGCCUCCAGAAACAGGAAAGAUUCGAUAUCUGACCAAAACGGCACAGCUGAGUCUGCUGGUCCCAGCAGGCUCGUUACCAACGGAGAGAAGCCCUUGCAGAGGCCCGUGACAUUCCAGGACGAUGUCGAAAGCAAGCCACAGCACUUAAUACCCGAACGAAUGGUCGAACAUCGAGUCCACAUGCGCCGACUCAGUACCCAAGGACACGACAGCGAUAUCUCCAAGAAGAAGAUCGCCACGCAGAUGCUCAUGAAUUCUUUGAAGAACAGACGGAUCAUUGUCGAUUACAAGAAGGAUGUCUUUCAGGUCUGUAAAGAUUUCUUGGAGUUCACGGUGCGGAAGUCGAGAUCAUUGGAUAUGAUCUGUCGUCCCUGGGCCCCGGAUGACUGCCAUUUACCUUCCUGGGCACCACCGUUAUCAAAAGGUGCCUUCUCACCAGGUGUGAAGAGGGUCCACCGAAGAGUCAAUGCGGAUCCUCUUGUCGGAGAGCCUGGAAUUGGGAGCAAGCUGUAUCGGGCUUCGAGUAGUUUGCAGGCAGAUUGGUCGCCUAAAGCAGACCAUGAGAGGGCACUGAACGUCAAAGGUUUCGUACUUGAUUCAGUCUUUGAGAAGAAAUCGCCCGCAGCAGCCGGCAUUGUUCCAUCAGAGUGGAUGGCGGCAGGAGGCUGGGAUGAUGUUUCCACACUGCCGCCAGACAGUUUCUGGCGCACGCUGGUGGGAAAUCGAAACGCUUAUGGCCAACGACCACCUUCACAUUGGCGCCGCGUGUGUCGAGACGCUUUCACGCGCAAGCCUGCACGUGGAGACCUCAAUACCAGCGAGAUCAUAAUGUACGACUGCCCUUCUGCGGUGAGAGAGUUCCUCGAAAGGGUGCAGUGCAUGGUAUGGUCACGAAGGCUUGUCGUCCUGACCAACAUGCCAAACGCUUUGGCUCUGGUCCCAAUCAACACCAAGAAAGGCGACCUGAUCUGCAUUCUCUAUGGCUGCAGCGUACCAGUCGUCUUGAGGAAGUACAUCGGGGGCGUGCCAGCGACGAAGCAGCGAACGAGAUGCCAGCACCCCGACUGUCCAACGAACAUUCCACAUCGCCAUCACCGCGAUGUUGUCAUACAUGCUCAGAAUGGGGAUACGACCGUUCUGAAGAAUGGCAAAGUUGUCGAUGAGUACUAUGAGUUCGUCGGGGAAGCUUACGUGCAUGGCAUGAUGGAUGGCGAAGCGUUUCAUGUGAAGAGGGAGAAGAAGCUUGUUGUGGAAAGCUUUGAGCUAAGAUGA
Molecule: messenger RNA, 2175 nt
Organism: Zasmidium cellare ATCC 36951
Lineage: Eukaryota; Fungi; Ascomycota; Dothideomycetes; Mycosphaerellales; Mycosphaerellaceae
Exons: 2
Coding region: 1-2175 (724 amino acids)
Source: RefSeq, a predicted model, not a curated record